Molecule: messenger RNA, 667 nt
Organism: Galeopterus variegatus (Sunda flying lemur)
Lineage: Eukaryota; Metazoa; Chordata; Mammalia; Dermoptera; Cynocephalidae
Gene: MAP2K5
Product: mitogen-activated protein kinase kinase 5
Exons: 6
Coding region: 51-299 (82 amino acids)
Source: RefSeq, a predicted model, not a curated record
CUCUUGGGAGGUUUCCAUAUCCUCAGAUUCAGAAAAACCAGGGAUCUUUAAUGCCUCUCCAGCUUCUGCAGUGCAUUGUUGAUGAGGAUUCGCCCGUCCUUCCGGUUGGAGAGUUCUCCGAGCCAUUUGUACAUUUCAUCACUCAGUGCAUGCGAAAACAGCCAAAAGAAAGGCCAGCACCUGAGGAAUUGAUGGGCCACCCGUUCAUCAUGCAGUUCAAUGACGGAAACGCCACCGUGGUGUCCAUGUGGGUGUGCAGGACGCUGGAGGAGCGUCGGAGUCAGCAGGGGCCCCCAUGAGGCCUCAGCGGGGUGCUGCAAGCCCAGGACUGCUCACCAAGGGGAAUGGCCCCCUGUUGCCCAUCUCUGCGUUUGCUACCUGCACCAGAAGAGCUUUGCUGGCCCGGGCUUCCCUGCUCCUGCCUUUGAUUCAGUGGCAGAUGGCCUUGCCUAGGGACCUGCAAGGGUGGCCAGCCCCUGAUGGGCAAUCCCUCACCCCCUCUGGUCUGGAAGCACUGACUCCGGCAGUGGGGGAAAGGGGUGGGGCAGUGAGAAUGGAGGCUCUUGUGGCCCCUGCCCCUGUUCUGUUUUCCUAUCAUUUCUGUUUAAAGGGUCAGGCCCUGUCAGCAUACUGAUGGGAAUAAAAGUAUUACUGCUUUGUGACUGCC